AGUACUAACAGAGGAUCGCGAGUCAUUGGAAGCCAUGGACGGUCAUAAAUCUAGAGUGUUCAGCGCGUGUUUCAACCCCAAAUCGGCACACGAGCUGAUAAGCGGUGGUUGGGACAAUACUAUUCAAUUUUGGGACACUAGGCAACCGUACGCACUCAGAAGAAUAUCGGGUGUGCAUAUGUGCGGCGAUGGGCUCGAUAUCAGUAGGAAUGGAAGAGAGAUUUUGUCGUGCGCGUGGCAAAGAGAGAAUCCCAUACAAUUGUGGGACUACGGUAGCGGAAAGUUGCUCGCUUCCUUGGAACCCGACAGCUAUCCUUCCCUGCUCUACUGUGGCAAAUACGUGUCGAACAUGUUCAUCGCUUGCGGUGGCACGGAUACCAAUCUCUUCAGAGUGAUCGACUUGCGAUCUCACGCCACGUUGGCGAUGAUCAGGAAUUUAAGAGGUGGUACGUACAGCUUGGACAUUGGCCCGAUAAACCCAAAGCACGCAAAGAAAACGAGGACCAUCUCCGUCGUACCACAACUUGCGUUCUGUGCUGGCAAGCGGAUAUUCGAGAUAGACGCGCAACCAAGUUGA
Bombus pascuorum is the source of this 577-nucleotide messenger RNA. RefSeq lists its product as uncharacterized. NCBI's taxonomy places the organism in Eukaryota, Metazoa, Arthropoda, Insecta, Hymenoptera, Apidae. The transcript has 4 exons. The coding region runs from base 35 to 577 and encodes 180 amino acids. Gene Ontology annotation, molecular function: protein binding. The record is from RefSeq and is a predicted model, not a curated record.